Molecule: messenger RNA, 1919 nt
Organism: Oryza brachyantha (malo sina)
Lineage: Eukaryota; Viridiplantae; Streptophyta; Magnoliopsida; Poales; Poaceae
Product: noroxomaritidine synthase-like
Exons: 1
Coding region: 121-1644 (507 amino acids)
Molecular function (GO): oxidoreductase activity, acting on paired donors, with incorporation or reduction of molecular oxygen; heme binding; iron ion binding
Source: RefSeq, a predicted model, not a curated record
CCACUUGAUGUCUCAUGUACAUUAAUAAUGCAUCGAUGAUCCGUGACACUACAAAAUCCACCACCCCGGUGAUCUUUUUGAUCGCCAGCUCGUUGAACUGCAGCAAGCAAAGCAAAGGCCAUGUCUUCGUUUUCAUUCCUCGAGCUCUUGCUCUCCUUCGUCUGCUUCGGUUUCUUCUACUACUACCACGCCAAGUCGAAGCAGAAGAACCCCGUCAUCCCACUGCAAUGGCCAUUGGUGGGCAUGCUGCCGGCGCUCCUCGCCAACUGCAACCACCUCCACGAGUGGAUCACCUCCCUCCUCACCGCCUCCCCGUUGAACUUCCGGUUCAUCGGACCACCAAGAUCAGACAUGCGGCUCUUUGUCACCAGCGAUCCGGCCAACAUCCGCCACGUCUUCAACACCAACUUCUCCAACUACCCCAAGGGGCGGGAGUUCCAGGAGAUCUUCGACGUCCUCGGCGACGGCAUCUUCUCCGCCGACGGCGAGUCGUGGCGCCGACAGCGAACCAAGGCGCAGCUGCUCAUGUCGAGCCCCCGUUUCCGGGAGUUCGUGUCCCGGUACAGCCGCGCCAAGGUGGAGAGGGCGCUGCUCCCGCUGCUCGCCCACUUCGCGGGGACAGGGGAGGCGUGCAACCUGCAGGACGUGUUCUUGAGGCUGACGUUUGACACGACGACGACGCUGGUGUUCGGCGUCGACCCCGGCAGCGUCGCGGUCGGCUUGCCGGAGGUGCCGUUCGCGCGCGCCAUGGACGACGCGAUGAGCGUGCUCCUCUUACGGCACAUCAUCCCGCUGUCGUGGUGGAAGCUGGCGAGGCGGCUUGGGAUCGGAUACGAGCGGAAGAUGCCGGUGGCGUGGCGCACCAUGGACCGGUUCGUCGCCGACACGAUCGCCAAGCGGCGGGCGGAGAAAGCCAAAACCGGGAUCGACGCCUCCGCUGACCUGCUCUCAUCCUACAUCGACGACGACGACGAGGACGCUGGUACGGUGGACGCCUUCCUCCGCGACACGACCGUGAACCUCAUGCUCGCCGGCCGCGACACGACGGGCUCUGCGCUGUCAUGGUUCUUCUACCUCCUAACCAAGAACCCGCUCGUGCUGCGCAAACUCCUACAAGAGCUCGACUCCAUCAAGAGCAGCACCACCCCGGACGGCAUGGUGGUCUUCGACCCGGACGAGGUUGGACGGCUCGUGUACCUGCACGCCGCCCUGUGCGACUCACUCAGGCUGUACCCGCCGGUGCCAAUGGAACACAAGGGCCCCGUCGCCGCCGACGUGCUGCCGAGCGGCGACGAGGUGCUCCCGGGGGACAAGAUCGUGGUGUCGCUGUACGCGAUGGGGAGGAUGGAGUCGGUGUGGGGCAGCGACUGCUCGGAGUUCAAGCCGGAGCGGUGGAUCUCCGACGACGGCAAGAAGCUGCGGUACGUGCCGUCCUACAAGUUCAUGUCCUUCAACUCGGGGCCCCGUACCUGCCUCGGCAAGGACAUGGCGUUCGUGCAGCUCAAGACCGCGGCGGCCGCCGUGAUGAAGAACUUCGAGGUGGAGGCCGUGCCGGGGCACGUCGUGGAGCCCAAGCUCUCCAUCAUACUCCACAUGAAGAAUGGAUUCAUGGUGAGGGUGAAGCGAAGGCAGGCGGAUCGCUAGGGAGUAUUGGAUCGAUGGCUCUAGGACAAGUAGGAGGGGAAUCGCGAUUAAGCAGUAGUUCUGUACGUGUAUGCAUGGUCCGUACGUGUAAACCUCCUGGCGCAUACCUCUAGUACGCAUGGUAUAUAGCUCUUCCUUCCCCGUUUCAUCCGGUGGGCUGACUAGUGACUAGUAUUGUACUGUGUUGCUGACUAGAGUACUGCACCGAGCAGUAGUACUACUCCAGUGUACUAUGUCGUCUCCUGUUUCUAAUCCAACCGUACAAUCUUUAAUUA